This is a messenger RNA of Capsella rubella, 942 nucleotides long. RefSeq names its product peptidyl-prolyl cis-trans isomerase CYP19-3. The record is from RefSeq and is a predicted model, not a curated record. The coding region runs from base 130 to 657 and encodes 175 amino acids. The transcript is spliced from 2 exons. Gene Ontology annotation, molecular function: peptidyl-prolyl cis-trans isomerase activity. NCBI's taxonomy places the organism in Eukaryota, Viridiplantae, Streptophyta, Magnoliopsida, Brassicales, Brassicaceae. Gene Ontology annotation, biological process: protein folding; protein peptidyl-prolyl isomerization.
CUGGUAAAACCCUAGCCCCCACAUCCCUUGUGCUGCUGAGCCGUUAUAUAAAAUCUUCACUCGCAUCACCCAAGUUAAAUCUACGGUCUGGAGUAUCAUUCUGCGAAGGAUUAGUGAAACCUGAGAGAAAUGGCGAACCCAAAAGUCUUCUUUGACAUCUUGAUUGGAAAGAUGAAGGCAGGGCGUGUUGUAAUGGAGCUAUUUGCUGAUGUAACACCGAGAACAGCGGAUAAUUUCCGUGCUCUGUGCACCGGAGAGAAGGGAAUUGGGAAAGCAGGAAAGGCAUUACACUACAAAGGCUCAGCCUUUCACCGUAUUAUCCCAGGAUUCAUGUGCCAAGGUGGAGAUUUCACCCGUGGGAAUGGAACUGGAGGAGAAUCGAUUUAUGGUUCUAAAUUUGAUGAUGAGAACUUCAAGCUGAAGCAUACUGGUCCAGGGAUUUUGUCUAUGGCUAAUUCUGGCCCCAACACUAAUGGGUCUCAGUUCUUCAUUUGCACUGAGAAGACAUCGUGGCUCGAUGGGAAACACGUCGUUUUUGGGAAAGUUGUUGAUGGGUACAAUGUGGUGAAGGCUAUGGAAGAUGUUGGAUCUGACAGGGGAAAUACCUCUGAACCAGUUGUUAUUGAAGAUUGUGGUGAGCUCAAGAAUCAAAGUUAAUAAGUUUGUAAACACGCUGGGUUGAUCUUGACAGGUUCUAUCACAUGCUGUAUAGCUGAGAAACCAUCAGAUAUCGUCAAGGUCAAUAGAAUCUGUGAUGUUAGGUUUUGACAAUGUCAUAUGAACCUUAGGAAGUGAUUCUUCCUUCUGUGCUUUAAAAAAAAUAAAAUUAAUGUGUGGAAGUAGUAUGGAUGAUAAUAGUGGUAAAUUUCUCUAUGGAGACAUUUGGUGGUUUUGUUUUCAAGUUUUUCAAUUUAUGAUGAAUUGUUUCAUGUUUUGGUAUUA